Acyrthosiphon pisum (pea aphid) is the source of this 5774-nucleotide messenger RNA. RefSeq names its product adenylyl cyclase 78C (gene Ac78C). Bases 331 to 4341 code for a protein of 1336 amino acids. Gene Ontology annotation, biological process: adenylate cyclase-activating G protein-coupled receptor signaling pathway; intracellular signal transduction; cAMP biosynthetic process. Lineage: Eukaryota; Metazoa; Arthropoda; Insecta; Hemiptera; Aphididae. Gene Ontology annotation, molecular function: adenylate cyclase activity. Gene Ontology annotation, cellular component: plasma membrane. The transcript is spliced from 25 exons. The record is from RefSeq and is a predicted model, not a curated record.
ACGACGAUCCCGCAUGGGCCAAAAGCUUGAAAAUCCGUCGCCUAGACGGUAGUUCACGCGGACGUCGUUUGCAUCCGUGCCGUGUACCGUCGUCGUCGUCGUCGUCGCCGUCGUUGCCGCCGUACGCGUGUUUCACAGCGUUCCGAACAAAAUAAUAUAGAAUAAUAUAUAAUAUUAUUCGUCGUAGAAGUUUCUAGGAUCGUCUCGCCAACGAAAACAUAUAGAAUCAAAAUCGGACAACGUAAACUAACUUAAAUGGGCGCAUGUAAACUCCGCCACGAGAACCUUUUUUUAGUGUAAACUCCACCAGGAAAAUAAAACAGGUGGAAAAUGCAAUCAGAAUCAAGUUCACUCCAUACUCUUACGAGACAAACCAAAAACAAAGAGCUAUGGCUGAGAGCUAUACAUCGGAUUCACAGCCAGAAAAAACGGAAUCAACCAGUCGAUUUACAAAAGACAAAUUCUGUUUCAAACAUGACAGUGGAUACAUUUGAUGGUACAGACUACAACACUAACAACACAUCACAACUUCCAAUCGAGUACACGGAGCCUGUGUUCAAAAAAGGCAGAGUUUACAAAGGCAUUUAUUGUCCGACGCUCACCAACAGUUUUCGAGAACCCAGUCUCGAGCUAUCGUACCAGAGAUACUCGCACAGACAACGGCAGAAGUCCUUAAUCAUCGUUAAUUUCGUCGACAUGACACUUAAAGCAGUCUUAGCCGGUGUGUGGCUGUUGCCGACCUACCACGAGCCGUACCACAGCCAAAGGGCUAUAUGGACGUGUCUGACAAUGUUCGCCAAUCUCACUGUGUGUCUGCUCGGGUGGUGGAAAUGCUUCGCCAACAACUACCUCCAGUGGGCAGCGGUUUUCACGUGGUGUUUCAUCAACGUACAAGGUUUCGUGUGGGAGAGUUAUGGCCAAGGAUCUAGAGAAUAUCUUGUGUGGUACGUGUUGUUCAUCGUUUUUGUUACUUAUGCUAUGCUACCGCUUCCACUGAGAUGGUGCAUACUGGCUGGUUGUUCGACCGCAUUGCUACACAUACUCAUCACGAGUUACACGAAAUCGUCGAAAGAAAAAAAUAGACUGUGCGUUGUUCGCCAGCUAACCGCAAUGAGUUUAUUGUAUGCUGCCGUCAACUUUGCCGGAAUGUAUACAAAGUACUUAACGGACCGAAGUCAACGAAAGGCGUUUUUGGAAACGCAUAGGUCCACCGAAGCCCGGUUCAAGACUCAAAAGGAAAACGAACAACAAGAAAAACUUUUACUUUCGGUUUUACCCGAUUUCGUGGCUAGGGAAAUAAUUAAAGACAUCGCUUCUGAAACGGACAAAGGGCCUUUUAUGCCAAAUCAAUUUCACCGAAUCUACAUUCAUCGCUACGAAGACGUCAGUAUUCUUUUUGCCGACAUUAAAGGUUUUACAGAAUGGGCGAGUCGUACUUGUGCUCAAGAAUUAGUCAGAGUACUGAACGAUCUAUUCGCUAAUUUCGAUAAACUAGCUGCGGAAAACCACUGUCUUCGUAUCAAGCUUUUGGGCGAUUGUUAUUAUUGUGUAUCAGGUCUUCCUCAAACUAGACAAGAUCACGCCGUGUGUUGUGUAGAAAUGGGUUUGCAUAUGAUAAACGCUAUCAAAGAAGUGAGAAAUAAAUUGAAUGUUGAUCUAAACAUGCGCAUCGGAAUACAUUCCGGGUCGGUUCUUUGUGGAGUCUUAGGACUCAGGAAGUGGCAGUUUGACGUGUGGUCUUACGACGUGACAUUGGCCAAUCACUUGGAGUCUGGCGGAAUACCUGGACGUGUUCACAUAUCUAAGGCUACUCUGGAUUGCUUAGAAGAAGCCUACGAUACGGAACCCGGUCAUGGGGAAAAUCGCGACGCUUAUUUAAGGGAUCACGGGAUUGAAACGUUCUUGAUUAAAGAACAAGAGCCAUGUCGAGGUCACCGAAAGCUACAGAAAAUUAGUUCUUCGAGACCACGUUUAUGGUCGGAUGAGAAAUUGUGUUUCAACUCCAAUGUGCAGAAACUAAUUUCACCGAAAAUUGAGGAUUAUAUCGAUGACAACAAAUGCAACGAAUGGACACCGGAAAUACCAUUUGAAAAUUUAAAUACAAGUGAUCAAGAACUAGAAAUCGAUGACGGUGAAUGUGGUACUCCUAUGACGAUCGAAGGAGACGUAGAACAUGCUGAAGAUAUUAUGGAUCACUGUAUCGAAGUCGAGAGUAAUGAAAGAAUGAGAAACGAAAACAUAGAUCGAUGGACUUUGAGGUUCAAACAACCAGAAAUCGAAACUAAAUUUUGUCAGUUACGCGAAGACAUGUUUAAAUCAAACAUGGCAUGUUGUUUUAUCAUAUGGUUGUUGGUCGUAUGUUGUCAAACGAUCAUGUUGCCCCGAUGUAUGAAACUAUUAGUCGCCUUGGCAUUCACCACCGUUGUGCUUUGCGCUGCACUGACACUUGUCAUGGCAGAAGAGUUCAUGCACUUGCCGUCCGCUUUGCAAAGGAUGUCCUCAGUAUUGGUUCAAAACCGGUUCAGGCGGACAAUGUUCAUUUGUGCUGUAGUCGGACUUAUAUGUUUUUCUUCCACUCUGAGUCUCCUGUUUACGCCCGAUGAGCACCUAAUCAGGAAGGAGAAUGACUCUAAUGGUGACGACGGCAGGAGGACGAAACGGCGGACCGAAGAAUCCAACGACUGUGUGCACCCCGAGUACUUAGUAUUCACGUGGGUCCUGUGCCUAAUAGCCUUAGCCACCACGCUCAAGCUAUAUUUCCUGGUCAAGACUUUCCUGGCGUCCAUCAUGGUGGCCGUGUACACGGGGCUCACGUCGCUGGUCUACCCGCAGGUGUUCUCGCAGACCGACACCGAACAUCGGACAAUGCCACUGUCGUCACAGAUGCUGUUGCUGUUGAUCGUGUUCCUGGUGCUGGUGGCUUAUCACGCCCGGUUGGUAGAGGUCACGUCCCGGCUGGACUUUCUGUGGAAACGGGAAGCCGAACGUGAGCUGACCGAAAUGCGCGAGACCCGGACUAACAAUCGGCAACUGUUGCGCAAUAUACUGCCCGAUCACGUCGCCCACCAUUUCUUGUCGUCCUCGCGCAGGCACACUACAGACGAACUGUACUCGCAGUCCAUCGACAAGGUUGGCGUUAUGUUCGCAAGUAUACCGAAUUUCACAGAAUUUUAUUCGGAAGACAUAAACAAAGGCAUGGAAUGCAUCAGGUUGCUGAACGAAAUUAUAGCUGACUUCGAUGAACUGUUAUCGGAAGCGAAAUUUGGUUCGAUUGAAAAAAUCAAAACCGUCGGUGCUAGCUAUAUGGCCGCGUCCGGGUUAAAUCCUAGUGUUAAGGACGGAGAAGACGAAUACGGUCACCUUUGCGCUCUUGUCGAUUUCGCAUUAGCUAUGAAACAAUGUUUACAAGAUGUCAAUGUACACUCGUUCAAUAACUUUCAGCUCAGGGUUGGAAUAAGCUGCGGUGCCCUAGUGGGCGGAGUCAUAGGAGCGCGGAAACCCGUGUACGACAUAUGGGGAAACACCGUGAACGAGGCUUCCAGGAUGGAUUCCACGGGCACUAUGGGCCGGAUACAAGUACCUGAGAGCACGGCCAAGAUCCUGAUGGACCGGGGUUACGAGACGGAGUUCCGGGGCUCGAUCGCGGUCAAGGGCAAGGGCGAGAUGAAAACGUACUUCGUGGUGGGCAAAAAGGGAGCCGUAGCGAACAGCCUGAGCCGGCAGUCCAGUCAGAUCAGCAGCUUGGCGACCGUCGUCUACGGAAUGGUGCAAGCCAGACGCCGGCAAAACACAGUAAAAAAAAGACAUUUUCAUCAUGUUGCAGGCAACAACAACCUGACGCGGACCAAGUCGCAAUACCACCGCACACACCCCGGCCGGUUGGUGAACUUUAGCAGUUUUCGCGUGUCCAACCGGCACCAACAACACCCGCAGCAACAGCAACAACAGCAACAGAACACGUGCCACGACGGUGCGAGCGCCGCGGUGGCCAGGGCCGUAGCAGCCGGCGGCAACCGCCUGCUUUCGGCGUCGGCUUUCGGCAACACGCUGCAGCAACACCGUCAGCUGCAGCAACAGAAACGCGACGCGGCAGCGCAACAGCUGCAGCUGCAAUGCGACGGCGGGACGAAGGUGGUUGCGCGAGCCGACUCCCGCAAGAGCCACCGCAAGUCAGCCGCGGCCGGCAUCUCGACCGCAGCCGCAGUCGGUACGUCGCUCAGGUACUGCAAGUCGGUGUCGCCCAUCGCCGAGAAACCGCCGGCACGCCAAAGCCCGCCCAGGUCGGCGUCCAUGAACCUCCAGCCCCGUAACUUCGCGGCGGCCGACUCGUGCCCGAGAUGAUGAUGUGACCUGUGGCAGGUGGUGGCGUGGGGGGGGAGUGAGUGACAUUAUAGUGGAACAGAGUCCGUAACAUGAUAUUAUGUUAUAAUAUUAUGUACUCGCGGGAGCGAAUGUGUAAUGGGGGUGUCCAGGGGUUGCUAAAAUACUUGUACACUAUAUUGAAAUGUCGGUUUAAAUAUUGUAUUAUAGCUCUAAAAUCACAUUAAGUUUACCUACCUAUGUAUAAGAAAAAUCGAUUUUGCGUGUAAACGUGUUUUUGUACAACCUAUACCCAACUAAAUAUACCUACAAAAAUUAAUUGGAGCACAGCGCCCUCUCGAAUCCAAACGCUUGUCGUUUGUGAAUGAGGGGGGUUUUUAAUACAUGUAUGCGUAUACCUGUGGGAAUUCAUUCGAAAUGAUCUAAUGGGUCACAUGUUUGAGUGAAAUAGUCUCAUAUACCUAGUAAAUUUAUCUUCUUGUACAUAUAAAUAAAAUGUAUAUAUAAAUUAAAUAUUUUGAAAUACUCAUAGUACCAUUGAAGGAUUCUAAACCAAAGUAUCUGAGAACGGAAUAUCCACGGCUAACAUACAAUUCCAGAAAAAAAGUCUCGGUAAAAAAAGUUCUGGAUAAAAAGUCAAUACCUACAUUAAUAUCAAUGUACGUAGUACAUAUACAUAAUUAUAGUACCUAGUUUAUAACCCAUUGUACAAAUAAAAAAAUAUCUGUAAUAUUAUAAUACAGUCAAUAGGUAACUUAUAAAAUUAGAGAAUAUUCAUAUUUUUUAUGUAAAUUCAUUGUAAAAAGUAAUAGGUACCUAUAAUACCUACCUAUACGCUGAAUACAGUCAAUAUAGCAACAAUAUUAUAAUUAAAAAUCAUGUUAUCACACUUUUUUCUUUUAAUAUUAUGAUUUAUUGCUCUAUAAUACACCGGAUUUUGUUCAGUUAUAUUUUAAAUUUGUUGAGUAUAGCCAAUAUAGGCACAUUUUGUAAUCGUUUUUCUACGGUAAGUGUAUAAAUUUUUCCUAGCUUUAUUCUGCUACUCGACUCUCCUACAGCGUCUAAAGCCAAUUUUACUUCGUUCGCAGAAAUUAAGAUUUUCAUUUUCCUAAUUAAUUUCUAAAUAGUUAUUGAAUCUUGGAUGCCUAUUUGUUCACAGACCUUUGCUGCUAACCGGUUAUUUCACCUUCCAGUCACAUUUUUAUUGUUCAAUGGCCCCCUACUAUAGAAUAGACGUCUAAACAUUCCACGAGGAAGGUAAAAAUAUAUAGAUGGAACUUUGUUUACCAAAUAUUGUUUUAGGACUUUUUACACGAAUUUUUUUCUCGCAGACCUCAAAUAAUACGGACACGACAAUUUAUGGACGAAAUAUCUAAAUUAUUGAAAAAUUUAUAAAAAUUAAAUGUCAAACAUUAAUUGCGCCUAUGGUGAUUAAAUAUAAAACUAACUCAAUA